AUGACGGCGUUUAAAGUGCGAUUGCGUGUGCCCUCCGCGGUGUCUAGUUCUGCGGCGUCGGGUGAUACGUCGACAGAGAAGAAACCUUCGACUGUAGAUACGACGGCUGAUGUCUCGAUGCAGAGCGACAGCCAAGCGAUGUCGUCGGAAGAUGAGCUGGCCGACGAGCCUUUGGCGACCCCCUCAACACCUUCGGCAGGUGCUGGCGCUGAGAUCAAAGAAGACACAUCAGGCAAAUCGUCGCCAUCGACGGACGCCUCUAAGCCAAAGCGGGCAAAGCCACGCCGAAUGGGCCCGCCGGCCGGUUCCAUCUCGGCAGUCGCAGCGACACUUACGCUCGAGGAGUUGGACGCCUUGCCUUCCGCCAAGCGUCGGAAGGGACUCAAGACACGCGGUGCGCCGGGUCCUGGACGUGGCUGGCGCAAGGGUCUCUCGAAGGGCCAGAAACCCGUGUACCGUCUCCCUGGCUCAGACAUUUCCACAGCGGAUUUGCCGCAGAAUCAGUCUGUGCAGCCAACCACGCCCGUAUCGUUCGUGAAGAAUAGCGAGACUUCAAUGACGACGAAACGGGCUAAGAGCACAAGCAGCCCGGCGCCGGCGCCGGCCGCGUCCACCUCGUCGUCGUCGCGCUCCAGCAGUUCCAAAGUGACUGAGAAUGCGGUGGACCAAGCCUUCCUAUACCCCUCCAUCCCUUCGUUGAAAGAGAUGCCGACCAUUCUGCCGCUUGCACGCGUACCAAACUUCAUCCCUGCGGUGGCGUCGUUUGAGAAGCCUUCCGUUCACCUGACAGUGCGCCCAUGGCACCACCGUUCUCGCGAGAUCCAAAGCAUCGGCGGUCGAGUAUGGCGUGCACCUGUAUGGCUCAGUGAGAAAAAGCAAGACACGGAAGCAGAGGCAGAGGCGGAGACGGACUUGGCUAAGGACGACACGGCCGAUGAUACCGCCUCGGUAGAUACCGCUGUAACCACAGCUGCGUAA
Messenger RNA from Malassezia pachydermatis, 978 nucleotides. RefSeq lists its product as hypothetical. The record is from RefSeq and is a predicted model, not a curated record. Lineage: Eukaryota; Fungi; Basidiomycota; Malasseziomycetes; Malasseziales; Malasseziaceae. The transcript has a single exon. The coding region runs from base 1 to 978 and encodes 325 amino acids.